ACACGGAAGAAGAAGAAGAAGAAGAAGAAGAGAGGCGAGAAGUCAUGGCGGCUGACAGUUUGUAAUGAGCCAACAAAAACAGCCAAGAGUCUUGCAAGUUGGAUCCAAACCGUUCAGGCCAGGCGCGGCGACAGAAACUCGGUCGGCAAAAUGCUGAUAACUCUGAAAACCUUACAGCAGCAGACGUUCAAAGUCGACAUCGACGAAGAGGAGACGGUGAAGACUUUAAAAGAGAGGAUUGAACAGGAGAAGGGAAAGGAAAUCUUCUCAGUUGCUGCACAGAAACUGAUAUAUGCUGGUAAAAUCCUCAAUGAUGACACUGCCCUCAAAGAGUAUAAGAUCGAUGAGAAGAACUUUGUGGUCGUCAUGGUGACAAAGACUAAAACGGCCUCGGCCGACCCGCAGCCUUCACCUUCCACUUCAGCUCCCAGCACCGCGUCCUCCGCAGCACCUCCCGCCUCAUCGUCUGGCUCGGAAGAUACGACUGAGCGCGCCCCUACAGACGACAAGCCAGAGGAGAGACAAUCUUCAACCGUGGAACCAGCUUCCUCCCCAGUCGGAAGCUCCGAGGCCCCGACAAACACAAACCUAAUUGAUGAGGCAGUUUCAAAUCUAGUGACGGGCCCGUCAUACGACGCCAUGGUGAACGAGAUGAUGCUCAUGGGCUACGAGAGGGAGCAGGUGGUGGCGGCUCUGAGAGCGAGCUUCAACAACCCAGACCGAGCGGUGGAGUACCUGCUCACGGGCAUCCCAGGCAGAGAUCAGGACCACGGGACCGGGCCCGAGGCAGUGGUACCUCCAGUGAGCGGAGUUUCAGCUGUACCCCUGGGCGGUAUCAGCGUCCCCGCCAACACUGGCUCAUCUUCAAGUGCUGGAGGCAACCCCUUGAGUUUCCUGAGAAAUCAGCCCCAGUUCCACGUGAUGCGACAGCUGAUCCAGCAGAACGCCGCCCUGCUUCCGGCCCUGCUGCAGGAGAUCGGCAGGGAAAACCCAGAGCUGCUGCAGGAGAUUAGCAGCCACCAAGAGCAGUUCAUUCAGAUGCUGAAUGAGCCCAAUCCAGAAGGCGUGCCAGUCGGUGGCGGGGGCGGCUCCGGAGGAGCAGGGGGAGCCGGGGGGGUGGCGACCGAUGCACCCGGCGGAAGUCAGAUGAGCUACAUCCAGGUCACGCCGCAGGAGAAAGAGGCCAUCGAACGGCUAAAAGCCUUAGGAUUUCCAGAGGGACUUGUUAUACAGGCCUACUUUGCUUGUGAGAAGAACGAGAAUUUGGCCGCCAACUUCCUUUUACAACAGAACUUUGACGACGAUUAGAAGAGCCAUCCUUACUUUUGAUUCAUUUUUUCAUAUUUCUUCCUCUACUUUUUGAUUGCUGGUAUUGUAUGUGUUCAACAAGCCUUUUACAUUGCUUAAAAAAAAGAAGUUUUAUUCACACUUCCAUAUUCACUUCUCUUAGUAACACUGGAUCAUUAUCACAAGGACAGGCUGUUGUUUGUGAUCAGUUUGAAGUGGACGAACAAUUAAAGAGCAGUAACUGCAUCAGAAAUCACCCGUGUGCUAUUGUUUUUUUAACACCAGUUAAGUCCUUUGAUUAUUAUUUUUUAUAAUCACGGUUUGCAAUGACAGUAUAUUUCAUGAAUAGUUUGGGCAGAUCUGAAAGGUAUCCAUGCACUCACAUUGUUCUGUUUUGUUACUCUGUUUUUUUUAAGUUGAGAGGUAAUGGAGCUUUGAAAAACUGAAGCUGUGCAUAACAAACGGCAUGUAUGACACUGGCUCUUUUUCUAUCCACCACCCAUAAUCUGCAUGUAACUCAAUGGGAUCAUUGGCAGGAGCAGUGUAAUGUUCUCUGAACAACAAUGCAUAUAUGAAGGCAUUUAAACAAGGAUAUAGUUUAAAAACGUGAUAGGAAUAAGUUGCAACGACUGAAAAAAUAAAGUUUUCAAGGUAAACGAAAA
Messenger RNA from Scophthalmus maximus (turbot), 1949 nucleotides. RefSeq names its product RAD23 homolog B, nucleotide excision repair protein (gene rad23b). The transcript is spliced from 10 exons. The record is from RefSeq and is a predicted model, not a curated record. Gene Ontology annotation, cellular component: cytosol; nucleoplasm. Gene Ontology annotation, molecular function: proteasome binding; polyubiquitin modification-dependent protein binding; damaged DNA binding. The coding region runs from base 151 to 1308 and encodes 385 amino acids. NCBI's taxonomy places the organism in Eukaryota, Metazoa, Chordata, Actinopteri, Pleuronectiformes, Scophthalmidae. Gene Ontology annotation, biological process: proteasome-mediated ubiquitin-dependent protein catabolic process; nucleotide-excision repair.